UCCGCCAGUCGCACGGAACGAGCGCGAGGCUCUUGUGAUGCACUGUGGCGGAGACCGACCGGAGAGGGACGGAGAAAAGAACAGCCUGGUAGCCCUGGUUUGACGGCUGGUAGUUAGCCAGAAGUCUCGCUUUAAUCGGUGCGGUGGUUUUUCUACUCUGUCUUACACCGAACCUGGAUUUUAACGUUAAAGGAGUUUAUUGUCGGAAUAUUAGCCAAUGCAUUGGAUAUUAACCCAUAACUAAGUGAUGGAGCUUAGGAGAUCCAGCGGAUCCCCUGUGAACAAAAUGUCUCAGCAGGCAACAUGAAGAAGGAUGUCCCGGUCUCCCUGACAACCAGAAGAGCCAGUCCAGUCGGAACCACACGCCAUGAUUCCUCAUAGCAACGUCUUUGGACUGUAAAGGAUAAUAAAGGCCAACUUUGACCCAUUUUUCCCCCUUUCCCUUCUUCCUCCCUCUUUUUAUCGAGGAGGAAAGGCAGCUGCUUCUACCUGUUGUUCAGACUCAGCGAUUGGAUAGUUACUCAAGAAGAUCCUGGCCCAUGACUGUUACUUAGCCUACUUCUAUGACUGUUAUCAUAAAUGCCAGCCUACUCCCUGUGAAAAAAUCGACCGCUGAUUUUGUAAUACAUCUCUCAAAAGUGUCAAACAUACCUGAUUAUACUUUUGGAAAGAACUGCAGUCUAGAAGCUGUCACGAACUCUACGACAUUUGAACUGGAUCCAAUUCGAUGCGAUCGAAGCCAUCCGGAAUAUAAUCUCCUUCCUCCUUCUCCCAUUCCUUCACUUUAUUGACCAUGGAUGUGCUGGGCUGGUCCGCGAGGCUGCAGCUGUUGCUCUCCACCCUCCUGGGUGCGUGUUUGGGCCUGGAGUUUACCGGUGCCUCCGGCCAGUGGGCCCGAUACCUCCGCUGGGACGCCAGCGUACGCAGUGACCUCAGCUUUCAGUUCAAGACAGACGUGUCCACGGCACUGCUUCUGUACUUCGACGAUGGCGGUUACUGCGACUUCCUGCAGCUGAUGGUGGUGGAGGGCAAGCUGCAGCUACGCUUCAGCAUCGACUGCGCAGAAACCGCCGUAGUGUCGGACAAGUUGAUUAAUGACAGCAGCUGGCAUUUUGCCACGCUGAGUCGCAAUGGCCUUCGGACGGUGCUAGGGCUGGACGGCCAGACCAAGGGGGACGAGGUGCGGCCCACCGGCGGUAGCCGGCAGCACAUGAAGAUUGUUAGCGACCUCUUCCUGGGCGGUGUACCGCGGGACAUCCGCGUGUCGGCUCUCACUCUGCCCACGGUCCGCGACGCCCUGCCAUUCAGAGGGACGAUUUCCGAUCUGAAGUACGGGAACACGGAACCUGUUCUCCUAAGCAGCCUGAGGGUUCGUCUGGAGUCGGAUGGACGCUGUACGGAGAACCUGUGCGAGAAUGGCGGGAGCUGCACAGUGGUGGAUGGGGAACCCAUGUGUGACUGCUCCAAAACCGAAUACAAAGGCCGUUUCUGCAACGAAGAGGUCAACCACAACAUUCCAGGAUUUUCACACAUGAUGAUGGCGGAGCAAGCUAAAAGCAAAGCACGGGAGGAGAACGUGGCCACGUUCCGUGGCUCCGAGUACUUCUGCUACGACCUGUCUCAGAACCCCAUCCAGAGCAGCAGUGACGAGAUCACGCUCUCCUUCAAGACGUGGCAGCGCAACGGCCUGCUCCUCCACACUGGGAAGUCAGCUGACUACGUCAACCUGGCCCUGAAGGACGGAGCGGUGAGCCUGGUCAUCAACCUGGGCUCCGGGGCCUUCGAGGCGAUCGUGGAGCCCGUCAACGGGAAGUUCAACGACAACACCUGGCACGACGUUAAGGUCACGCGCAACCUCAGACAGCAAUCAGGCAUUGGACACGCUAUGGUGACAAUAUCGGUUGAUGGUAUCCUGACAACCACUGGGUACACCCAGGAAGACUACACCAUGCUGGGGUCAGAUGACUUCUUCUAUGUGGGUGGAAGCCCCAGCACUGCUGACCUGCCUGGAUCCCCAGUGAGCAACAACUUCAUGGGCUGCCUCAAAGAGGUGGUGUACAAGAACAAUGACAUCCGCCUGGAACUCUCACGUCUGGCGCGCAUUGUGGACCCUAAGAUGAAGAUCCAGGGAGACGUGGUGUUCAAGUGUGAGAAUGUGGCCACUCUGGACCCUAUUUCAUUUGAGACCCCUGAGGCUUUCAUCAGCCUGCCCAAGUGGAACACCAAGAGAAUGGGCUCUAUCUCCUUUGACUUCAGGACCUCUGAACCCAAUGGUCUCAUCCUGUUCACCCAUGGUAAACCACAGGAACGAAAGGAAGACCAGCGCAGCCAGAAGAACACUAAGGUGGACUUCUUUGCGGUUGAGCUUUUGGAUGGCAGCCUAUACCUGCUAUUGGACAUGGGCUCCGGGACCAUCAAGGUCAAAGCUACGCAGAACAAGGUGAACGACGGGGCCUGGUACCAUGUGGACAUACAGAGGGACGGACGUUCAGGCACCAUCUCGGUCAACAGCCGGCGCACCCCGUUCACGGCCAGUGGUGAGAGUGAAAUCCUGGACCUGGAGGGGGACAUGUACUUGGGUGGGCUCCCUUCGGACCGCUCCAACCUCAUCCUGCCCACCGAGCUGUGGACCGCCAUGCUCAACUAUGGCUACGUGGGCUGCGUGCGCGACCUCUUCAUCGAUGGACGCAGCAAAGACAUCCGGCAGAUCGCCGAGGCCCAGAACGGGGCUGGCAUCAAGCCAUCCUGCAACAAGGCUGUGGGGAAACAAUGCGAGAGCUACCCUUGCAAGAACAGAGGUGUCUGCAAAGAGGGUUGGAACCGGUUUAUCUGCGAUUGCACUGGCACUGGGUACUGGUCACGCACCUGUGAGAGAGAGGCGUCCAUCUUGAGUUACGACGGCAGCAUGUACAUGAAGGUGGUGAUGCCCCAGGUGAUGCACACGGAGGCGGAGGAUGCGUCGCUGCGUUUCAUGUCCCAGCGGGCCUACGGCCUCUUGAUGGCCACCACCUCGCGGGACUCGGCCGACACGCUGCGCCUGGAGCUGGACGGGGGCCGGGUCAAGCUAACGGUCAACCUAGACUGUAUCAGGAUAAACUGUACUUCCAGCAAGGGACCAGAGACCCUGUAUGCUGGGCAAAAGCUCAAUGAUAAUGAGUGGCAUACGGUUCGUGUGGUCCGCCGGGGCAAAACCUACAAGCUUAUGGUGGAUGAUGACGUAGCAGAAGGUCAGAUGGCGGGUGACCACACUCGUCUGGAGUUCCACAACAUUGAGACCGGCGUCAUGACUGAGAGACGCUUCGUCUCGGUCAUACCGUCAAGCUUCAUCGGACACCUGCAGAGCCUCAGGUUCAAUGGUAUGCUAUACAUCGAUCUCUGUAAGAACGGAGACAUUGACUUCUGCGAGCUUAACGCGCGAUUCGGCAUGCGUUCCAUCAUCGCAGACCCAGUGACCUUCAAGUCCAAGAGCAGCUACUUGAGCCUGGCCACGCUGCAGGCUUACACCUCCAUGCACCUCUUUUUCCAGUUCAAGACCACCUCUCCGGAUGGCUUCAUAAUGUUCAACAGCGGAGAUGGGAACGACUUCAUUGCUGUGGAGCUGGUCAAAGGGUACAUCCACUAUGUGUUCGACCUUGGCAACGGGCCUAAUGUCAUCAAAGGCAACAGCGACCGGGCCCUCCAUGACAACCAGUGGCACAACGUGGUUAUAACCCGAGACAACAGCAACAUCCACACGCUGAAGGUGGAUGCCAAGGCGACCAGCCAAGUGGUCAAUGGAGCCAAGAACCUGGACCUGAAAGGUGACCUGUUUAUCGCCGGGCUGGGUCCUGGUAUGUACGGUAGCCUACCCAAACUGGUGGCGUCCCGGGACGGCUUCCAGGGCUGCCUGGCCUCCGUGGACCUCAACGGCCGCCUCCCAGACCUCCUCCAAGACGCGCUAUUCCGCAGCGGGCAGAUCGAGCGUGGAUGCGAAGUUGGUUUCACCAAAGCUGACCUACAAGGUCCUAGCACCACCUGCCAGGAGGACUCGUGCGCCAACAUGGGCAUCUGUAUUCAGCAGUGGGAGAACUACACCUGCGACUGCUCCAUGACCUCCUACACAGGCACUCAGUGCAAUGAUCCUGGGACAACAUAUAUAUUUGGUAAAGGAGGAGGCCUAAUCACUUACAACUGGCCUGCCAAUGAGAGGCCCAGCACACGUACAGACAGGCUGACUGUUGGGUUCAGCACCUCCCUGAAGGACGGCAUCCUGGUUCGGAUAGACAGCGCUCCGGGGCUGGGCGACUAUGUCAUGCUCCACAUCGAACAAGGGACGAUUGGAGUAACAUUUAAUAUUGGCACAAUGGACAUCAGCGUGAGAGAAAGCAAUAACCCGGUGAAUGAUGGGAAGUACCACGUGGUGCGCUUUACCCGGAACGGGGGCAACGCCACACUCCAGGUGGACAACUGGGACAUAAACGAACACGUCCCUUUAGCAACGACUGAUAAUGAACGCCUUGAAAUUGCCACUAAGAAAUUCCCGUUGAAAUACGCCCGGCCAGUAGUGGAUUGGCUACAGGAGAAAGGCCGGCAGCUAACGAUAUUCAACACCCAGGCCACGGUCACCAUCGGCGGCAGUGACCGUAGUCGGCCUUACCAGGGUCAGCUGUCCGGCCUUUACUACAAUGGCCUCAAGGUCCUCAACAUGGCCGCCGAGGGCAACCCCAACAUCAAGAUCAAUGGCAGUGUCCGGUUGGUGGGUGAAGUGCCUGGGUCGGCCCGCACCACCGCCCAGCCUCCCGAGAUGUCCACCACCUUCAUCGAGACCACCACCACCAUGUCGACCACCACCACCCGCAAGCCCCGCUCUUCCCCCACCAUCCAGCAGACAUCGGAGGACAUUGUGUCUUCGGCGGAGUGUUCUAGUGACGACGAGGACCUAGAGGAGUGCGACUCGAGCCAUGCAGGAGGUGAAUUAGUGACCCCAGUACUUUUAGAGGACCCGUUAGUGCUGCCCCCUGUAGCUACUCGUGCCCCCUUCAUCCCCCUCCCCCCAACCCUUCGCCCACCCCCCACCAUUAUUGAGACCACCAAAGAGUCCCUGUCCACGGCCACUGAGGCGGGGGUACCUUGCUUGUCGGACCGAGGCAGCGAUGAUUGUGAUGAUGAUGAUGGCUUGGUGAUAUCGGGGUAUGGCUCAGGGGAAGCGUUCAACUCUAACCUGCCCCCUACUGAUGAUGAAGAUUUUUACACCACCUUCUCCUUGGUAACAGAUAAGACCUUGUCCACGUCGGCCUAUGAAGGUGGCUACAAAGCUCACGCGCCCAAGUGGGAAACCAAGGACUUUAGACCUAACAAACCGUCCUCAGACCGCGGUAGGACUACCACUACCGUCGUGCUGCCGCUAGCCCCCGACCAGAGCCGCUACACCUCCACCGCAACCCAGCGCCGAGCGUCACCCGCCAAGCUGCCUGCCGGCAAAAUGAAUAACCGCGAGCUAAAACCCCAGCCUGACCUAGUGUUGCUCCCGUUGUCCACGCUGCCUUACGAGGCAGACAGCACCAAGCAGAGGGCUCCUGUAAUAACCUCCCCCGUGUUCCGUAAUGUACCCACAGCCCUCCCCACCCAGCCCGGCGUCAACCGAGUCCCGGGGCCCCCGGAAGUCUCCCGCCAGUCAAGCAGCACCACAGGGAUGGUCGUCGGGAUAGUGGCGGCCGCUGCCCUGUGCAUCCUCAUCCUCCUGUACGCCAUGUACAAGUACCGGAACAGGGACGAGGGCUCCUACCAGGUGGACGAGAGCCGGAAUUACAUCACCAACUCGGCCACCCAGAGCAACGGAGCCAUCAUGAAGGACAAACAGCAGAGCUCAAAAGGCAGCAAAGGAAAACAGAAAAACAAGGACAAGGAGUAUUAUGUGUGAGCGAUGGACGUUGCAAGAUAGAAAGAGAGAGAACGCGAGGAAGAGAAAAAGAGUUACAUAGAACUUUAUUUAACAGUUACUUUCUAAGGAGCUACAACGACGAACGAUGGUAAAUUAAUGGAACGGUUACUUCAUGCUGUGCAGAGUGGUUGAACUAUGACAUGUUCUGUAAUAUAAAGCACACUUACUAUUGUAAGCAUUACAAGAAGGCUAAUAGCAACUUUAGUGACCUUACUCUUCAAUCUGGUCGGAGACGUAAUCAGUGUAGAACUAAUUAAUGGCUACCACAUCAUUAUCCUAAGUGACUUUUAGAGCUAUGUGAUCCUUGGCGUAAAAAUCUUGUUUUUUUGUAAACCUGUACAAAAUAAAGAUGUUCAUAUAUCCUGACCAUUUUGAGCAUGUAAGCGACAUUAAGUGCUUAACAAGAAGGUCAGGACAAAAAGGAUCAUUGUAAAGCCAAUGAAAAAAAAUGGACUCCUGCCGUAAAAAGAUAUGACUAAUUUGUAUUGUUUAUACAUGAUAAAGGUGUGCUGUCUUAUAAUUGUUUUGUUUUUUGCUCUACGCAAAAAAAAAGGGGAACAACAACUACUGUAUGUAUAAAAUGAAACCAAGAAAGCUCAUAUGGCUAAGGACAGAUCUCUUAGGAUUUCUUCAGAUCUCAUAGCUCUGAUCUCAUCUGAUCUCGACAUGAUUACUCUUGUUGUGUGACGGAUGGACAGAGUGACUCUGACCUGUUUGACCGUGGUGAGAAGUGGUGGGUUUUAAUUGUCUUGGUAAAAAGCAACUGAUUGUAAUGCAUGCCCAUCCUACUACUACGGCCCAGUACAGUAAAGUUCAGUACAAAAUACAGUGUUCAGCUUUGACUGAACAGUCCAGUUCUCACAAACCCCAAACGGUAUACUUCUUCAUCAUCAUCAGGACUACACAGCUGUUGAUUUUGUACCCUAGAAACUAAGAAAAUAUUAUUAUCCCUAAUGAUAAAAAGGUCUAUUAUUGGUUUUCAGCCAUUGCUGGUUGUAUCUUUGGCAGGCCUCUGUGUAUUGGUUCAUCGCCUCUUGUUCUAUUUUCUAUGGAGCUGUUCCAUUGAGGACAGAAUGCAGUACUAUAACACUGUUAAAGAUGUCUAUACAGAAAUAAAUCUAAUGUGAAAAGUGUGAAUUAUA
Messenger RNA from Esox lucius (northern pike), 7062 nucleotides. RefSeq names its product neurexin 3a (gene nrxn3a). The record is from RefSeq and is a predicted model, not a curated record. The coding region runs from base 794 to 5899 and encodes 1701 amino acids. Lineage: Eukaryota; Metazoa; Chordata; Actinopteri; Esociformes; Esocidae. The transcript is spliced from 26 exons.